AUGCUCUCCAAGCUACUGACGACGGUCUUGCUUCUGGCUGCCCAAGCCUACACAGCGGAUGUGUCCAAGCUAUUCCACUACGAAUUGGGACUCAACGGGACUGCACACCAAGCGGAGUUCCUGGAGCGCACCCACGCCGGAUACAGGCUCACCUACGUGAACGGGUACUACUCCCCCGAGCAGGAACAGACUCUCUUCUCCAGCAUCUGGGAAAAGACGAACGCUGCCGCCGCCGUCCCCUGGAUCAGCCGACACGGGCUCACGGGUACCCAGUACACCGAUCUCUCCACCGAGCUCCGGAGCAAGAACUACCAUCCUGUCGUCCUCAACGGGUAUAACCUCAAGAACGGAGAGAGACGAUUCGUCACAAUCUGGGAGAAGUCGCCAAUCGGUGUCUGGACACAGUCGGUGGAUCUGACAACGGACCAGCUCAAGGAAAAGGUUGCCGGCCUGUCGCCCCUGCGCCUCACCUCCCUCAGCGGCUACACGAUCAACAAUGAACUGCGCUAUUCGGCCACUUGGGGGGAGCGCACGUCCGCGGACUGGAAGGGGGAGUGGCUCUACUACACCAAUCGAACCGGUGUUUUGAAUGUAGGAGUGGAUGCCGCCGAGUGGAAGCCCACGUAUCUUCAUGCGCAUUCGGUGGAUGGGGAGCCCGUGUUUGACUCGGUUUGGGAGAGAUAUACCGGCCCGGGCUAUGGCGUUCGACUUUGGUAUGAUGAGGGUAGCUCCACCGCGGAGAUGUACAAGACGUUUUUCGACAGCAUGACCAAACGGGGAUAUAAGCCUAGAAUGUUGACUGGUCAUUAUUCGAAGGAAUGUGGGGUGCGAUAUGCCGGUGUCUUUUAUUGA
Molecule: messenger RNA, 852 nt
Organism: Aspergillus thermomutatus
Lineage: Eukaryota; Fungi; Ascomycota; Eurotiomycetes; Eurotiales; Aspergillaceae
Exons: 1
Coding region: 1-852 (283 amino acids)
Source: RefSeq, a predicted model, not a curated record